This is a messenger RNA of Seminavis robusta, 1050 nucleotides long. NCBI's taxonomy places the organism in Eukaryota, Bacillariophyta, Bacillariophyceae, Naviculales, Naviculaceae. The record is from the annotation of a GenBank genome assembly.
AUGAGGAUCCAGACCCCUGCUAUUGCAGCAGCAGUGAUUAGUGUUCUGCUGCCUACCUCAUUGGACGCGUUUGACUUUGUGGGUUCUGAAGACCUCAGUGGUAUCCCAGUGACGGAGGAAGCACGGUAUCGAUGUUCCUUUCGUAACCUAUGGACUGCGGAGAGUCACCCCACACUGUAUCCCGUCGACUCGGCAGCUUGGGCCGACCAGCACUUUGUCACGCAUUCGAAUCGGUACAAGCCGUGGACCCCGGGCAGUCCUGCAUCGGAUGCAUUUGCCUCGUUGGCAUCGACGGGAGACCCUCUGCUGUGGACCAUCGAAGCGUUGAGUCAAAAUGAGGCCGUGAUGGAUAUUGAAGUCGGUGGGGUCUUUGCACCCAAUGGCGGUCCCCCCGAAAAGGUGAUUGGAGUGAUCCGAAUCACACCCAGCGCUCCGUUUCUCACUACCAUGGCAGUCAUGACACCCAGUCCAGAUUGGUUCACGGGGGUUUCCCAACUAGACUUGCGACAGAAUACGGGAGACCCUUUGGUACCUCAAAUGUGGUAUCGAGAAGUUGAAAUUGAUACUUAUCCGUACACUGCUGGAACCUUGUCUGGAACAACCUACAUUGAAGCAGGGGAUGUACUGGACCCCGUCGAACCAAUUCGCCAAAUGACAGCCGAUACCCCACCGGCAUCCUCCAGUGGGGUCCUGCUAGAUUCGACGGGGACGGUCAUCCCUCCUGUCGCGAGAUGGACCUGUACGAUUUUGGCUGCUGUACCCAUUACUCCUCCAGGAAACAGCGAUGGUCCGCCAGGAAACAGUGAUGGCGCCCCAGGAAACAGUGAUGGUGAUGACGGUGACGCUAUUGCUCCACCAUUUGAUGAUGGUUCCGUCAUUUUAUCGGGUAUGGAAUCCAUAGAGCCUACAAUGGGUGGCACAGUGGACGGAACCGUCAUGGAGACUUACGUGAUGGCAACAAACGCUCCUACAUCCGAGGUCACCACCUCUCCUCCCUCCGCUACAAAGAGUGUACAAUCCUCAUGGCCUCGCGAACCCAACCCGGUCUGA